This is a messenger RNA of Phytophthora sojae, 852 nucleotides long. RefSeq lists its product as hypothetical. Gene Ontology annotation, biological process: cell wall modification. Lineage: Eukaryota; Oomycota; Peronosporomycetes; Peronosporales; Peronosporaceae. Bases 1 to 852 code for a protein of 283 amino acids. The transcript has 3 exons. The record is from RefSeq and is a predicted model, not a curated record. Gene Ontology annotation, molecular function: pectinesterase activity.
AUGCGCAUUUUUGCCUUGCCACUUGUGGUCCUCACUACUCUCAUAGCGACCGCUUCUGCCGGCUACACCUGCGCCGGACCUGACGCUCGUACUCAGCCCCCUGUUGGCUCCAUUGUUGUCGACCCCACGGGAGCCUACAGCGGCAGCUUCCGCAAUGGCUACACGUGCAACACCAAGUCGUACGCUGACAAUGAAGUCACCAUCACCCAAGCGAAGGCGCAGAAGGACAUUCUUCCCGAGAUUAAGAACGGACGCAACAGCCUCACCAGCACGCUCCUGCUCAAGUCCAACAACGUGAGGACGUACAAUCUCAACGUCGCUAACACGGCCGGCAAGUUCCUGCAGGAUGGUCAGGCGGUGGCUGUGGACAUCGAAGGCGACAACUACGGCUUCUACGCGUGUAAUAUCUCUGGAUAUCAAGACACGGUUUACGCUAAUAAGGGCAGGGAGGUGUUUGCCCGCUCGUACAUCAGCGGCGCCGUCGACUUCGUGUUCGGGUCUCUGGCUGCUGCGUGGUUCGACCCGUCGUACUUCGUCUUCAACAACACGCGCGUGUUCGGCUCGUACGGCAACAGCUCGUCCGACCUCGGCCGUCCGUGGCACCCGUACUCGCGUGUUGUCUGGCAGAACAGCGAGCUCGGUGACUCCAUCAACACGGACGGUUGGCAAAUUUGGGACAACUCAAACAGCACGGCUAACGUCAGCUUCCUCGAGUUCAACAACAGAGGUCCUGGUGCGGCUACGGACAAGCGCGUGUCCUUUGGUAAAGUGGCUAAGGCUGAUGUGGACAUUACGGAGCUCUUUGGAGAGAACUACAAGAACGAGUGGUGGGUUGACCACACGUUCCUGUAG